Messenger RNA from Schizosaccharomyces octosporus yFS286, 2017 nucleotides. RefSeq names its product guanyl-nucleotide exchange factor. NCBI's taxonomy places the organism in Eukaryota, Fungi, Ascomycota, Schizosaccharomycetes, Schizosaccharomycetales, Schizosaccharomycetaceae. The transcript has a single exon. Bases 477 to 776 code for a protein of 99 amino acids. Gene Ontology annotation, biological process: post-Golgi vesicle-mediated transport; small GTPase-mediated signal transduction. Gene Ontology annotation, molecular function: zinc ion binding; guanyl-nucleotide exchange factor activity. The record is from RefSeq and is a predicted model, not a curated record. Gene Ontology annotation, cellular component: cytosol; membrane.
CGAGUAGUUGAUUGCGUUUGAAUUUAAGGAAAACGAUAUAAAAAGUUAUUCGAUGGAAUAAAUUUCGAGUUAUUUCCACUACUAUUGCUUAAAUCAAUGCGAUUGUUCAAGUAUUUUGUGAAAGCAUUUGGGCUCCUUUUCACAGCAACAGGAAAGCGAUGUGCUGGAAUCGGAUAUGCUUUUCAUAAAGAAUACGUGCUUCUUCCAUUCCUAUGAAUCCCAGUGUACUCGUACUCUUUCGUUUGCUUUCUCUUUGAGUCAUGAAAAACUUCUUACACUUCAUUAUUCAAGGUCUGUCUUGAAUUUCGUUAUUCGCAAGAGAGGGGAUAGCUGUCUACCUACGGUGGUUUUUCGUUUCAUCCUACUUUUCUAUAUUCUUUUUAGGUGCUGUAUUAUUACGGGCUAAAUUUUCCAUCCCUAAAAUAUUCUAUAGCCUAAAAAGUAUCUUUUGACAUAUCGUUGUAGAUUAAGUAAAAAUGUCAAGGCUUCACAUCACUUGUCCCCAUUGUCCCAGUGUCGUCUUUUCAAACGAGAGACCUGCUGUGGUUGAGAAACCUACGCUACGAUCUAUCCUAGGUGCUGCUGAAAAAGGUCCGUCGGAAUCAGAGCGUUACUAUAGUCUUAAGGAUCCUUUUGCGUUCGAUAAUAUCAGUGUUUCAAAACCCUUGGCUAGCAACAUCAAAUUACUGGCAUGCGGUGAAUGUGAGAAGGGACCAUUGGGAUACUUUGAUCCUGAAGGAAAGGAAUAUUUAUUGCUGUCUUCAUUAGAAAAAUAGAAACCGUUAUGGUUUUUAUUGCUGAUCCUCGGAAAUGAACCUAGACACUAUAGAAAAAAGACGCAAAAUCUAAGAUUUUUAGAAAACGCAUUCUACAGAAGAGUUGCUCGAAACGUGAAAACCGAGUAACCCAAGUAGUAAAAGUACAAGCGUGUCAUAAAUAACAACAAAAUACGAUUUUUUUUUCUAUAAAAAAAUAGUUCUAACGAAAGGAAUAUAUAAAUUACACAAUGUUCCCCAAUAUUGAACUUUCACAUCUAUCAAACCAUACCCUCUCCAGUACGCGAUGAUCUUAUUUACAAGACACUUGCACCCUCAAACGCUGGAGAAAGAACCAUAUAAGUACACUCCACGUUAUUUUGCUUGAAAAUAGUGAGCAUUUUCUCAGCAAUUUCUUCAUAAUGAUCCGUAGCCAAGGAGAGAAUCGUGGGACCGGCACCAGAAAGACAAAUACCACAUAGGCCUGGUUGAGAUUCGGGCGUCAUUUGAGCAAGGAUCGUUUGAAGUCCAGGAAUCAAUUGAGAGCGGUAAGGUUGAUGAACUUUAUCCUUCAUUACCUCAUGAAUAACUUGAUGAUUCACGGGAGUCUGGCCCAAGGCUGUAGUCAAGAGUGCCAAACGUUGAAGGUUAUAAAUAACAUCUGGCUUCGUAUAGGAGGAAGGCAAGACACUUCUAGCUUUUGAGGUGGAAAGGUGGAACUGAGGAAUGACAACAAGCGCCUUCAGUUCAGGAGCCCAUGGAAGCUUUGUAUAUCGUCCCAUGUUCUCUGGAGGUCUAGAAAAUGCUUUAUUGUUUAGAAGAUCACUGGCAGAAGGAAUCAUAGCUUCUUUUUCAGUAUUCGAUAACUCACGAAGAAAAGAGCCUACAAAACCACCCAUCAUAGAAGCCAUAACGUUGUCGGGAUGACGCUCAAUCAUCAAAACGUAAUCCAUCAUUUGUAAUUUGGAUAACUUCAAUUGAGCAAGCUCAUUAGCAAGCAUAACACCCGCAAUAGCAGCAGAACCACUGGAACCCAUACCGCGUCCUAAAGGUAUAGGAUUCUUCACAUGAAUUUUUGUCGCCAUUGGAAAUUCAUGAAUAUCGUGGCAUCGUAGAACAUAAAGAGCAGUCUGAGUAAUCAUAUUUUUAUGGAUAUCCAAAGGUACUUCUUCAGCACCAUCUCCUUCGUAAGUCAAAACACAUUCACUCUUGUCAUCGCUGACUUGCACGUCGAGAGUCAUAUAGACCUCCAACGACAUUCC